AUGCAGCGCGAGUCCCGCGAUUGGCUCCCGACGGACGCGCAUCCCACGCUGGGUCUCCGAUGGCACCCUCUGACGGACGAGUUCGCCUUCUGCGUGGCCACCAUCUCAGUGGCGACCAUCACCCGAAGGUCAGUGCUAUCCCUUACAGCUCGACUGUUCGACCCUCUCGGCUGGCUCGCUCCCGCGACUGUAAGCGCAAAAAUCGCCGUCCAAAGUACUUGGCUCCAGGGUGUUGACUGGGACACCCUCUUGGAUGAUGAGUCGACCCGUUUCUGGUGCACAUUCCAAGACGAACUGCCACGCUUGAAGGCCAUUCGAGUGCCCCGCCGGAUACUCGCCGAUCCUUUCAGGGACAUCAAACUGUACGGCUUCGCCGACGCGUCGGAGCGAGCCGUGGUGUAUCUUCGCCAGAGGGACAGGAUGGGCACAGCGCACCUGCGAACUAUUCUGGGACUGCCGUGGAUCUCGGUGCACUGUUGGUCAGACUCCACGGUCGUGCUAGGCUGGAUCAAAGGACAUCCGAGCUACGUAGCUAACCGGGUAUCGGAGAUCCAGACCACCAUCCACGACGCUCACUGGCACCAUGUUUCCGGUGCGCAGAAUCCUGCCGAUUGCGCCUCACGUGGGCUGUCUCCGGGGACUCUAGCUGCUCACGACCUGUGGUGGGCAGGUCCCUCCUGGCUCUCCAAGACUGACGCUUCCUGGCCAGCCCCCGCCGAGCCGUCCACGACGACUGAGCUUCCGGAGGCUCGGGUUACUGCCCAAGCGACUACUACCACGCUCAUUCCUGAAGAGCCCGACGAGCUGACACGGUUCUCGUCUCACAGUUCUCGUCUCGGUUGCUGCGAGCCACUGCCUGGUGUCGACGCUGGUUAUUGCGGGGGAGAUCUCGGAGGGCGUCACCAGAUUUCCCCAGUCUUGCCGCGGGCCCGCUGA
Molecule: messenger RNA, 936 nt
Organism: Camponotus floridanus (Florida carpenter ant)
Lineage: Eukaryota; Metazoa; Arthropoda; Insecta; Hymenoptera; Formicidae
Exons: 2
Coding region: 1-936 (311 amino acids)
Source: RefSeq, a predicted model, not a curated record